Molecule: messenger RNA, 591 nt
Organism: Adineta ricciae
Lineage: Eukaryota; Metazoa; Rotifera; Eurotatoria; Adinetida; Adinetidae
Source: the annotation of a GenBank genome assembly
AUGAAUAGACUUGUACAAUCAUUCGUUAAACCAACGUUAUUUCAAUUUCAAAAUGCGACACUGAUUGCUCGUCAAAGUAUAGCGUUUGCUUCAACGACAAAUGAUGACAAAACAAACAAAUUGUUUGAAUUAAUCAAAGAUAUUCGCUACGCUAUGAUCACAACUGUGGAAUCAGAUAACAGUCUACGUUCACGACCAAUGGCUAGCCGACAAGCUGAUAAAUGGGACGGAGCAUUAUGGUUUUUUACCAAGAAAUCUUCUCCGAAAGUCGAAGAAGCUAAACAGAACUAUGACAAAGUCAAUGUGUCAUACUCCGAUCCCAACAAAAUGUCGUUUGUUUCGGUAAGCGGUGAAGCCGAAUUCAUUGACGACAAAACUAAAAUGAAAGAAUUGUGGUCGGCUUACCUCAAAGUAUUCUUCCCACAAGGACUGGAGGAUCCAGAUCUAACAUUAAUGAAAGUCACAGCGAAAUAUGGUGAAUAUUGGGAUUCACCAAGUAAUAAAAUGGUUCAGUUGUAUGCAUUGGCGAAAGCAGCAGCAACGAAAAAUCCUAAGGCACUCGGUGAAAAUAAAAAAGUUGAUAUACAAUAA